UGGAGGGAGACACAGCCCAGCAGAACAACACAUGGUGUAUAUAGAUUGCUGGCCCAUCCUCGUGACAGUUUGUGCUUGUCCCCUCUUCUUCUCCCCACCCUUCACGGUUCAGACAACUCUUGCACAGUUGUUUUAAUAUUCCCUUUUCCUCUCGUCAUCCUUGCCUUUCGAGUCCAGUUUCCUUGCCGGUUCCAUCACACUCUCGCUCAACGAAACACAUUCGCUUGUUUCCCAGUGACCUCCAAACGCAACCACAAAUAUGCAGAUCACCAACUUCCUCGCUGCCGCGGUGGCCGUGACCCCUCUGGUCGCCGCUCACUCUCCGCUCCUCAGCUCCCGCUCCGGCCGCCCGAGCCGUUGCGCAAACCACGUCCCUCCGCCCAAGAUCUACGACCAGAUGUCCCGCCUAGCCGACGACGACGUCACCUACGGCCGCGUGCACGCGGCCGAGAUCGGCCAGACCAAGUGCAAGCGCACCAUCAAGGUGCCCACGUGGAUCCACGCCGCGGUGCCCGAGAACGCGACCGACGCAUAUCUCAACGACGCCUCGCUGCAGAAGCAGCUCGAUGUGCUCAACGCCGCCUACGUCGACCACGACGUCAUCUUUGUCAAGGAGGGCUUCACCCGCACCGUGUCGGACUCCAUCUCCGUCUUCAGCUACUCGGACGACGCCGAGGGCGCCAUUGGCGGCUCGCCCAACCCCGACAUUGAGGCAUACUGGAAGCAGUACCGCACCGGCGACUACAAGACGCUGCACAUCUGGCUCUACAACGAGAUGACCGCAGGCCUGCUGGGCAUCGCCACGUUCCCGGACCUUGACAAGCCCGAGAGCGACAAGUGGCUCGACGGCGUCCACGCCGACGGCAACUCGGUGCCCGGCGGCUCGCUGGACAAGUACAACCUGGGCAUCACCGUGGUCCACGAGGUCGGCCACUGGCUCGGCCUGUUCCACGUCUUCUCCGACGAGGGCAUCUGCGGCGGCGACGGCGACCUCGUCGCCGACACCCCCGCCCAGAGUGAGGCCACCUACGGCUGCCCUGCCGACGGCACCAAGGACUCGUGCCCCGCCCCCGGCCUCGACAGCAUCCACAACUACAUGGACUACUCUGACGAUGUGUGCCUGACCGAGUUCACCGAGGGCCAGGAGGCGCGUGUGCACAACUCCUGGACCAACAUCCGUGCCGCUGUGCAGUGGUAAGCGGUGGCUAAUGCCAAAAUAAUGGGGCAUUUUGAUUAAAAGUUUCAAGCUGGCGUGGUGUUGGGGUUGGGUGAUGACAAAUACUUGUCCAGUUUCAUGGAGAUCUAGAGAAUAUAAUUGCUUGUAUAUAUUUCAACGACCAAUUGAUGGUUUUGUCUUGUACGGUCACCUC
Molecule: messenger RNA, 1370 nt
Organism: Microdochium trichocladiopsis
Lineage: Eukaryota; Fungi; Ascomycota; Sordariomycetes; Xylariales; Microdochiaceae
Exons: 1
Coding region: 260-1198 (312 amino acids)
Molecular function (GO): metallopeptidase activity
Source: RefSeq, a predicted model, not a curated record